Molecule: messenger RNA, 1937 nt
Organism: Brassica napus (rape)
Lineage: Eukaryota; Viridiplantae; Streptophyta; Magnoliopsida; Brassicales; Brassicaceae
Product: plant-specific TFIIB-related protein 2-like
Exons: 4
Coding region: 643-1653 (336 amino acids)
Biological process (GO): transcription preinitiation complex assembly; DNA-templated transcription initiation
Cellular component (GO): transcription preinitiation complex; nucleus
Molecular function (GO): TBP-class protein binding
Source: RefSeq, a predicted model, not a curated record
AACCAAUACAUCGUUGUCAAAAUAUAAAUUAAUUUGGAACUUUAUUGCGAAGUUUAAAUUGGUCGGUCCAGAAUCUUUUAUUUUUAAAAAUUUAUAUAGCCAACUGUAAUAAAACUAUUUCGAAAUUUAGGCUAUGAACUUACUCACAUAUGGAUAAGAUUUUGACCCAUUUGUAUAUAAAAAUAUUUACAAAAAUGCAAAUUUUAUAUUCACAAGUUACUGUUUUAAUAAUGGUAAGCACUGACAUGAAAAUUUGACAUUUCAAUUAGUCUCAUUUUCUUAUGCUAUAUGCUCAACUCUCUGAAGAGAUUUCUUUGAUCUCCAGUUGUCUAAGUUCCAAGACAUCUGGUGAUCAGAAUCAACAGUAUUCUUUAAUCAUCAAAGCUUUCACUGAGAAAACGCAGAAGCUUGAGAGUGACUUCCAAAGCUUGGAGAGGACUUAGACAUCAUCUUAGAAAUCCAAGAACUUCAAAAACUUCUCCGUGAUAAAACGUCUCGCCAAGUUUCAUAGCCGCCCAAACACCAUUACAAGUGCUGCUCUAUUACAAAAAAAACAAAGUCAUCCCCAAAGUUAAUACAUCCAACAACAACAACAAAAGAGACAUAUAAGAAAAAGAACAAAGAAACCCUAAAAGUCUGAGAAUGGAGACUUGCUUGGAGUGCAAGAAACCUACUGAAACGGUGAUUGACAAAUGUACGGGCGACACAAUCUGCACAGAGUGUAGCCUCGUCAUCUCUGAUCACUACAUCGAUGACAGCCAGGAAUGGAGAACAUUCACCAACGACGACAACAGUGACCGAGACCCUAAUCGUGUCGGUGGUCCGACCAAUACUCUUCUCAAAUCCGGAGGUAUCGGCACCAUCAUCGAUAAAGGCAGAGAAAACACUUCCUCUGUCUCCAAGACCAACCUAUACGAACUGUGCCGGACACAGAAUCUCGUCAGGAACACGGAAGACGAACUGAUCGAGAAAGCGUGCAGAGAAAUCAAAAGGAUAUCAGAAGGUCUAGGUCUAAUAAGCAGUGUCAAAUUUAGGGCUUGCGAGAUCGUGUCUAAAUUCGAUGGUGACAACAGCAAGAGAUUACGCAGAGAGAAACACUUGAACGCUCUCUGUGCGGCGGCUGUUUCAACGGCUUGUCGUGAGCUGAAACUCUCGAGGACGCUGAAAGAGAUCUCCCUGGUGGCUGGUGGUGUGGAUUUGAAGGAUAUAAACAAAGCGUGUAGGAUAAUAAGGCGUCUUGUUGGUUCGGAUCAAGACGAGUUGGCUCCUUCUUCUGCUGCUCCUCAGGUGAUUAUCAAUACUGGAGAACUUGUUAGCCGGUUCUGUUCCAAACUUGACAUAAGUGUAAGAGAGACAAAGGCUAUUCGAGAAGCGGUUGAAAAAGCUGAGAAUUUCGAUAUCCGGAGAAACCCUAAGACGGUUCUUGCUGCUGUUAUAUUCAUGAUUUGUCAGCUAUCUCAGACCAGAAAGAGACCUAUUCGAGAAAUUGCGGUGGCUGCUGAAGUAGCGGAGAGUACCAUCAAGAACGCCGCUAAUGAUAUGUACCCUUACGCCUCGAAGAUUAUACCAUCUUGGUAUGCUUCUGAAGAAGACAUCAACAAGAGGUUAGGAGGUACCAUAGGUUCUUGGGAUGCUGCAAGACUUACCGCAUAGGCGAAACCUCUACUUGCGCAAGAAGUCUUUGGGAUUUAUGUUGAAGAAGAAGGUUGUUAAAGUCUUAAACUAUUUUCUAAAAUGUACUAUCUACCUGAAGAUAAAAUAAAAUCUUAAUAUCUAUGUUGAAAUAAAUUGUUGAAUACAAAAAAAAAUGUUGAAACGUCCGUUCCCAUCAGUGAACUCCCACGCAUUAGAAUAAAAAAAUCUCAUAUAUAUUAAUCUCAAAUAAUUUAAGUAAAAAUCACUUUUUAUUUACAUAGCUUGAAGAAGAAACCGCCCCU